Molecule: messenger RNA, 243 nt
Organism: Angiostrongylus costaricensis
Lineage: Eukaryota; Metazoa; Nematoda; Chromadorea; Rhabditida; Metastrongylidae
Source: the annotation of a GenBank genome assembly
AUGCCAAAAAUUAUUUUGGCGCUUGUAAAUGAGACUACACUUCCCAAGUUUCUCACAUCUCUUCAUGGGCGCUGUGGAGUUUGGAGCAAAAAGAGCCUUUUACCGUCUACAAUAGAUUUUCAUCUUCGAGUGGUAGUCUCAUACGACUAUGAAUUCCUUACAGAAGAAGAUAAAAUCUACGAUCUCACUUGCACCUAUUCUGCCGAGAACACAUCGAUCGACGCAUAUUAUGACACAGCGUAG